Messenger RNA from Glarea lozoyensis ATCC 20868, 2286 nucleotides. RefSeq lists its product as uncharacterized. The record is from RefSeq and is a predicted model, not a curated record. Lineage: Eukaryota; Fungi; Ascomycota; Leotiomycetes; Helotiales; Helotiaceae. The transcript has 2 exons. Bases 1 to 2286 code for a protein of 761 amino acids. Gene Ontology annotation, biological process: fungal-type cell wall biogenesis; transmembrane transport.
AUGCGGUCGUCCAUACUAUCGCCUUUUGUCUACCUGACAACUCUCCUUACCUUUCUAUCCGGCGCUUCAGCCAUCCGUUUAAUCGAAUCUAAAUCCCUCAACUCUUGCCAGAGCAAUUCGAGUUUCACAGCCAGCUUGUUCGAUGUCAUCUUUACGCCUGAUAACAGAACUUUCACCUUCGAUAUUGUCGGUGUCUCGUCCAUUCAAGGAAAUGUUUCCUUCGGUAUCGAAGUCACGGCAUAUGGUCUGUCCGUGGUCAAGAAGACCUUUGAUCCAUGUACCAUUGAGGAUAUGACGGGAUUGUGCCCCAUGGCAACUGGACAAAUCGAUAUUAAAUCCAAUAUUCAGCUCGAGCAGGACAUUAUCAACCAGAUCCCAGGUAUCGCAUAUGGCGUUCCUGAUUUAGACGCAACCGUCAAAAUUCACAUCAACGCAACAUCCAAUCCGUUGGUCAGUCUUGCCUGUGUGGAGGCUGACCUUUCGAACGGUCAAACUGUCGACCAAAAAGGUGUCGGAUGGACAACUGCAGUCAUCGCGGGUUUGGCACUGGUCGCUUCUGCCGUUACUUCUGGUUUGGGUCACUCCAACACAGCUGCUCACGUUGCUGCAAACGCUCUAUCCCUCUUUGGUUAUUUCCAGGCUCAAGCCAUGUUUGGCAUGACUGCGGUAUCUAUGCCUCCGAUUGUCCAAGCCUGGACCCAGAACUUCGACUGGACUAUGGGUAUUAUCGAGGUUAAUUUCAUGCAAGACAUUGCAACCUGGUAUCAAAAGUCUACAGGAGGAACUCCAGACACCCUUUUCAAUACCCUGACGACAACCUCCGUACGAGUCGAAAAGCGAUCCGUCGGCAUGCAAUUCGCAAAGAGAUCAGUUGAUCAAACCAUCAAUCUUCUUACACGUGCUCACCAACUUCACACUCGAAGCAACAACGCCGGAACGGAUACUGUAACCGGAACAUCUAUUGUUCGAGGAAUCAAGCGUGUUGCGUUCAGAGCCGGUAUCGAAGCUACCAACAUUUUCCUAACUGGUCUAGCUUUCUUUUGUAUCUUUAUCGUUUUCACCAUCUUAUUCGUAGCUCUGUUCAAAGGUUUCUGCGAACUCGCUGUCAAGAUGAAGUGGAUGAAGAGCGACAAGUUCCAGGAUUUCCGAAAUGGAUGGUUCACUGUUCUCAAGGGCAUCAUGUUCAGAAUGGUCCUCAUUGGUUACCCACAAAUGACCGUCCUUUGCUUGUGGGAGUUUACUCAGGUCGACUCUCCUGCUGAGGUUGUGCUUGCCAUCUUUUUCUUCUUCGGUAUGACCGGAACACUUGCAUGGGCAGCCAUGAAAGUUAUUCGACUUGCCAAAAGAUCCGUCGAGAUGCACAAAAACCCGGCUUAUAUCCUCUACUCCGACCCUGCAGCUCUCAACAAAUGGGGUUUCCUCUAUGUUCAAUUCAGGGCUACCGCUUAUUACUUUAUCCUUCCAACUCUAGUUUAUAUUCUUGUUAAGGGAAUGUUCAUUGCCUUUGGUCAAGGAAAUGGAACCGUUCAAGCUAUUGCACUUCUCCUUAUUGAGGCAAUUGCUCUGAUUGGCGCGAGUGUUAUUCGGCCAUGGAUGGACAAGAGCACAAACACCUUCAACAUCUCUAUCUGCGCCAUCAACUUCUUGAACACCAUCUUCCUUUUGGUAUUUACCGAGAUCUUCAACCAACCUGGUAUGGUCACUGGUAUCAUGGGUGUCAUCUUCUUCGUCAUCAACGCCGCCUUCUCACUGGUUCUCCUUAUCCUUGUCUUGAUCGCCACUAUUUACGCCUUCAUCCGCAAGAACCCUGAUACUCGUUAUCAACCAAUGAGUGACGACCGUGCAUCAUUCAUCAAGUCGCAAACAGCUCUCAACACUGAGCUUGAUGCCCUAGGAGUUACUGCUCGUGGGGACACCAAGGGAGGAUACAAGCACAACCUCGAUCUAGACGAUGACAAUGAUUCUUGGUCAUCAGACUCGAUGAGACACCCAGCCAACAUGCCACUUCCACCAUCAACGGCUAAUUCCGGAGCCAACAAUUACAGAGAACCUCCUCACUCACCCAUUGACCCUUCGAUGCCACUGUUCCCAGCGGGCACAAGAGGUUCGCCUCCAAACUAUCAAGACAGAUCAGCGAAUGUUUCGCCUUCUCCAGCUCCAUACAGAGAUAACCAUUCGACGGCGAGCCUGUCACAAAAUUAUCAACCGCAAAGCAACAACGGCCCUGCAUUCAGAGCCCAGAACAAUUCUAGUCCAUGGCAACGUGGAGCUGGUUACGAUCAUUAA